UACGGACCUUACGGCUACCAGCCUAAGCUCGCCCCCGCCGUCGUCUUUACAGUAGUCUACGCUCUCUUGGCCUUGGUGCACCUUGGCCUGACCGUCAAGUCUCGCCAAUGGUGGCUCAUCGUUCUCGCACUCGGAGCCGGCUUUGAAACGGCAGGCAAUGCUCUCAGGAUCUACGGUCACUUCUACGCGACCGUCACGGACCCUUACAUCGCCAUGCAAGUCCUCGUUGUGGUCACGCCGGCCUUCUUCGCUGCUAUCCAUUUUGCAAUUCUGGGCAAGGUCCUCAUCUUGUUCGGGCGCAAAUUCUGCUUCGUCCCCCCCAAGUUGAUCAUUCCCUUCUUCGUUACCCUCGAUGUCGCCUCCCUCGCCAUCCAGGGCGGAGGGUCGGGCAUCGCCGCUACCAAUGAGAUCCGCGGUCGUGACCCGACCAGCGGAGCCAACAUCGUCGUAGGCGGUCUCGCCGUGCAGCUCCUGGGCUACUGCAUCUUCGACUUCCUCGCAAUCCUCUUCGCAUUCAAGGCCUUUCCCGCCGGUGAGCCCGUGGCUCCACCUAAGCUCUGGAAUCGCAAGAUGAAGAUCGGUGUAAUCAUGGCCUUCAUCUCUGCCCUCCUCGUCUUGACCCGAUCCUGCUUCCGUACUGGAGAGAUGGCCGAAGGCUGGAUCGGCCCUGUAGCACAGAAAGAGUGGCUCUACUACGUCUUCGAUGCCACCCCCGUCUCGGCUGCUGUGCUCAUCCUGGCUAUCUGGCAUCCUAGCUUCUACUUGCCC
This is a messenger RNA of Jaminaea rosea, 768 nucleotides long. RefSeq names its product RTA1 like protein. The transcript is spliced from 2 exons. The record is from RefSeq and is a predicted model, not a curated record. Lineage: Eukaryota; Fungi; Basidiomycota; Exobasidiomycetes; Microstromatales. Gene Ontology annotation, cellular component: membrane. The annotation marks the transcript as partial.